CUCCCCUCGGCUCUGCCCGGCUCUCCCCGGCUGCGGCGGCUCGGCCAUGGCGGAGCUGAGCGCCGAGCGGCUGCGGGCGCUGCCCGGCAGCUGGAGUUACGGGAUCAGCCAGGGCGGCCGCGUCUUCUUCAUCAACGAAGAGGCGAAGAGCACGACCUGGCUGCACCCGCUCACCGGCGAGGCCGUGAUCACCGGGCACCGCCGCAGCGCAGACUUACCCACAGGUUGGGAGGAAGCCUAUACUUUUGAAGGUGCAAGAUAUUAUGUAAAUCAUAAUGAACGAAAAGUGACCUGCAAACAUCCAGUGACAGGACAGCCUUCACAGGACAACUGCAUUUUUGUUGUGAAUGAGCAGACUGCUGCAGCAAUGUCAUCUGAAGAAAAGAAGGAGCGACCUGUAAGCAUGAUAUGUGAAGCAACUAACUAUAAUCUGGCAUCAGAUUAUGCUGCUCAUCCAAUGAGCCCUGUGGGCAGAACAUCACGAUCUUCAAAGAAGGUUCAUAAUUUUGGGAAGAGAUCCAACUCCAUAAAGAGAAAUCCUAAUGCACCAGUUGUCAGAAGAGGCUGGCUCUACAAACAGGACAGCACUGGGAUGAAGCUGUGGAAGAAGCGCUGGUUUGUGCUCUCAGAUCUGUGUCUCUUCUACUACAGAGAUGAGAAGGAGGAAGGAAUCCUGGGGAGCAUCCUCCUGCCUAGUUUCCAGAUAUCUGUGCUGUCUGCUGAGGACCACAUCAACCGCAAAUUCGCCUUCAAGGCAGCUCAUCCAAACAUGAGGACCUAUUAUUUCUGCACAGAUACAGGGAAGGAAAUGGAGUUGUGGAUGAAAGCCAUGAUAGAUGCAGCACUUGUGCAAACAGAGCCUGUGAAAAGAAUAGAGAAGUUCACUGUUGAAAAUACAUCACCUCGAGAGGUAAAUAACAUUUCAAACCAUCGGGUGCUAAUUAAGCCAGAGGCACAGAACAACCAGAAGAACAGAGAAGUGAACAAAAACGAGGAGAAGAAAGCUUUGGAAGCUGAAAAAUACGGAUUCCAGAAAGUCGGGCAGGACAGGCCGUUAACCAAGAUUAACAGUGUGAAGCUGAACCCUUUGGGAUCCGAGUACAGGACUUUGCCCAUAAGCACCAUUCCAGGUGGGCACUUCAGGCCUGUCCAUCUGAAUGGAUCUGAGAGUAAAUCCCUGGGAGCUGUGCUGGCGGAUGCUGGGGAUGGAGCCCACCACAACGCGCUGCCGGCGCACGCCGACUCCGAGCGCGUCAUGCAGAGAACCAACUCCAUGCUGCAGCUGGAGCAGUGGAUUAAAAUCCAGAGGGGGAAAGGACAGGAGGAGGAAACAAGAGGCAUCAUCUCCUACCAGACGCUGCCGAGGAACAUGCCAAGCCAUCGAGCUCAGGUGCUGCCCCGCUACCCAGAGGGGUACAGGACACUGCCAAGGAACAGCAAGACACGUCCAGAAAGCCUCUGCAGCGUGGCUCCCUACGACCGAGCCGUGGGACCCGCCAGCGCCGAGGACAAGCGGCGCUCCAUGCGCGACGACACCAUGUGGCAGCUCUACGAGUGGCAGCAGCGCCAGUUCUACAACAAGCAGAGCACUCUGAGCAGGCACAGCACCCUGAGCAGCCCAAAGACCAUGAUCAACAUCUCUGAUCAGACCAUGCACUCCAUCCCCACGUCCCCCUCGCACGGCUCCAUCGCGGCUUUCCAGGGAUACUCCCCGCAGCGGACGUACCGCUCGGAGGUGUCGUCGCCAGUGCAGAGGGGAGAUGUCACCAUCGACCGCAGGCACAGGACGCAUCACACCAAGCAUGUCUUUGUGCCCGACAGAAGGUCGAUGCCAGCAGGUCUGAGUUUACAGCCUGUUACUCCUCAGAGCCUCCAAGGCAAAACACCGGAGGAGCUGACCCUGCUGCUCAUAAAGCUGAGACGGCAGCAGGCGGAGCUGAGUAGUAUCCGGGAGCACACACUAGCACAGCUCAUGCAGCUAAAGCUUGAGGCCAGCAGCCCAAAGAAUGAGAUUCUUUCACAUCACCUUCAAAGGAAUGCCAUAUAUUUGGAUCACCAGAUGAAAGAGAAUGAACCUUUAAUCACCAUGGUUCACACUAUGAUUGAGAACUCGGCGCUAAGACCGCAACUGUACCAUCAAUUAACACAAGAAGAAUGUAGGGGUACUCUAUACAAAUAUAGAACUGAAGAGCUGGACAUUGAUGCUAAGCUUAGCCGUUUAUGUGAACAGGAUAAAGUCGUGCAAGCACUGGAGGAGAAGCUUCAACAGCUACACAAGGAGAAAUACACGCUUGAGCAAGCUCUGCUCUCAGCAAGUCAGGAGAUAGAGAUGAAUGCAGAUAACCCAGCAGCCAUACAGAAUGUGGUCCUGCAGAGGGAUGAUUUGCAGAAUGGGCUGCUCAGCACCUGUCGGGAGGUGUCCCGAGCCACUGCAGAGCUGGAAAGAGCUUGGAGAGAAUAUGAUAAAUUGGAGUAUGAUGUAACUGUAACAAGGAACCACAUGCAGGAGCAGCUCGAUCGGCUUGGAGAAAUUCAGACUGAAUCAGCAGGGAUACAACGUGCUCAGAUUCAGAAGGAACUCUGGAGAAUUCAGGAUGUCAUGGAGGGUUUACUUAAACAUAAACAGCAAAGAAGCUCUUCUGAGGCAGGCAUCAUGGUAUCAAGGACAUUUUCUUCUAUUAAAUAUAAAAAUGAGGAAGAGGAAGUAGUCCCACCUCGUCCUCCACUCCCUCGGUCCUAUGACUUUACAGAGCAUCCUCCCAUAAUCCCCCCUCUGCCCAGUGAUAGCAGCUCCUUGCUCUGUUAUAGCAGGGGCCCAGUACAUCUGACAGAAGAAAAGAAGAUGUACCAAGUUCAAGGAUAUCAGAGAAAUGGAUCUUACUGUGGUCCUGAUUAUAGGCUUUAUAAGAGUGAACCCGAGUUAACUACAGUAGCAGAAGUGGAUGAGUCUAAUGGUGAAGAAAAAACAGAACCAGUUUCAGAAUCAGAAUCUUCUGCUAAAGGCUCACAUUUCCCUGUGGGAGUUGUACCACCCAGAACCAAAUCCCCAACGCCAGAGUCCUCAACAAUAGCAUCCUAUGUCACCCUGAGGAAGAACAAGAAGAUAGAUCUAAGAACGGAAAGACCAAGGAGUGCAGUGGAGCAGCUGUGCCUUGCAGAAGGCUCAAGGCCUCGAAUGACAGUGGAGGAGCAGAUGGAAAGAAUAAAGAGGCACCAACAGGCUUGUCUGAGAGAGAAGAGGAAAGGACUCAACAUUAUUGGAGUUUCAGAGCAGUCUCCCUCCCAGAGCUUGUCCUAUGUCAGGGAUAAUCCACUCAGACUGGCCCAGAAUCGCAAAAAGGAUGAGACAGGAUCUGCCAACAUGAAGGAGUUCGAGGGCUCCAGUAGAGAAAAUAAUUUGAAACAAAAUAAUGGAAGUCCUGGAGAAGAAAUAGCACAACUCAAAAACGAUGGAGAUCCAGAACAUAAUUCAAGUUUUGCUAAAGAGCUGUCAAAAACUGAUGAUCUUUUAUCAGAUGCACAUGUUGUAUCUGACUCAAAAGAAGGGAGUAAUGAAGAGAAAGCAGAAAAGAAAAAUAAAUUGGAAGAAACACAUGAUGGUGAUAUAAGCUUGCAGAGUGUGACCACAGUUGCAAACCACAAACCCAAAAGCAGCUCAGAAGAAAGUGAAAUCCUCAGUGUUCAAGAACAAGAAGGAAUUGUGUCUUCAUUUGAAUUAGCAGCACAGUCUUCAAAAGGAAAUCAGGCAGCAGCAGUGAAAAGUUUGCCUUCCUCACCAGAAUCGUCCUUGUCACCAGCUCCAUCCAGCCAGCCCCAGCUGACAGAGGGAUCCCAUUUCAUCACUAACGGCUUCUGUUGAAACAAUUCAUGCCUGAGAUGUAUGGACCUGACCUAUGAAAAUAUGAGAAGAUAUUGUACAGUAUAUUUUAAAUCUAUGAAAUUCAUAGUUCUGAUGCUUUUGGCCACAGAGCAUCGUUUUAUCACUUCCUGGAAAAUGUUUAUUCCAAGAGAGCUUUAAAUGGCCCACGUGUACACUCAACAACCUUCAGAUUGUUCUCCUGAUACCAGCUUGCUGCUACGAUUUCUGUGCACAUAAAACAAAGGCUCUUCUUCAUGUGCAGCCUACAGUCAAAACUUUAUUUGCUCUUCUUCAGAAUUUAAUGUUCUUUUAAUGAUGGAUCAUAUAAGUUUACUUUUUUUUGCUUCUUUUAGAUGCAUAACUCGGUUAAUUUUACAUAUCACCACUAAACCUUGUUUUACACUUUUUCAACAUUACAAUUUAUUGUUUUAACAAUUUAUUUGUAAAAUUUUUAAAUAUAUAUAUACAUAUAGAUAUAUUUAAAAUGUGCCAUUUUUAUUAUUGCUUAGUAAGAGAUGUCCUGUUUCUGCUGUAAUGAUUUCUUGGUCAGGUUGCAAUGUCAGCAGUUACUGCCACACUUCUGUCAACAUAGACAUUAAUGUUAGUGGUUCCUUUCUCUUGACUAAAAUGGAGUGUAGGUAUUUUGAGGUACUGGGCUUUUCCUUGGUGGGGUUGGGGUGUGUACAGCAAUAAGCAGGUUUUCAAUCCAGUACUUAGUUUGUGUACAAAUGUAAUUAUGUUCAUUGUGUAUAUAUUAUACAAUGAGCACAUAUGAUGUAAGUAUAAGAAGCCACUUAUUAUUGUUCAAAUACGAAUGUUCAUAUCCCAUUUCUUUUAUAUCAUAUUAAAUAAAUGUUGAUGUUCUUAAGGA
Serinus canaria (Common canary) is the source of this 4730-nucleotide messenger RNA. RefSeq names its product pleckstrin homology domain containing A5 (gene PLEKHA5). The transcript is spliced from 30 exons. The coding region runs from base 47 to 3859 and encodes 1270 amino acids. Lineage: Eukaryota; Metazoa; Chordata; Aves; Passeriformes; Fringillidae. Gene Ontology annotation, molecular function: phosphatidylinositol-4-phosphate binding; phosphatidylinositol-3,5-bisphosphate binding; phosphatidylinositol-5-phosphate binding. Gene Ontology annotation, cellular component: cytosol. The record is from RefSeq and is a predicted model, not a curated record.